Molecule: messenger RNA, 1676 nt
Organism: Salvia hispanica
Lineage: Eukaryota; Viridiplantae; Streptophyta; Magnoliopsida; Lamiales; Lamiaceae
Source: RefSeq, a predicted model, not a curated record
UCAUCCUUUAUCGUUGAGAAUGGAACUCCAUCAACUUCGCCUCCUUAUUGGGAUAGUGAUUACGGCAAUGAUGCAGAAAAUGACAAGUGGUGCGCUUCCAAAAUCCAUCGCGCUAAACGUCGGCUCAAAAGAGAUAUAUCAACAAGCUUCUUGUUUCUACCGCCGUUACGACGCGUACGUCGUUUCUGGCUACGACGAAAGGGACCCUGACCACACUCCGGAACCUGCCCACAGUCCGGCCUCCAAGAUCAUAGUCGAGCAAUCCACAGUCAACGACAAAUACGUGCACCUUCGAUUUUAUAUCAACAACAAAUACUGGCAUAAAAAUACACGAGACAACAGAAUCGUAGCCAGUUUGAAUCAGCCCAUAGAAGACACCACGGACCCAUCGUGCACGCUCUUCGAGCCCGCCUUCCCAUCCCAGAAUGAGGUCUACUUCACUCACGUCCAGACCGGGUGGCGCGUGAUAGCGAAAGCAGAAGGUCAUCGAAGAUACACUCUGUACGUGGAAGAAAAUAGCAGCGGCACGAACCUAGUGUUUGUGGAUAGGGAGACGCUGGUUAUACUGCCUGAGCAUCCGAUAGCAUUCAUUCACGGGAAGUACCUCAAAGCUUACGACGUCAACGGGAAGCGGCUGCAGUUUGGAUCAGACAAAGCUACCGAUAAAGAAUCUCUGCACUCGGCGAGUAUGAAGUCUAACGGAAUGGUCAUUAUAUCUUCACACUAUUUCGACUACUUCUGGUGGGUGAAUACCAAAGACUCUAACUGGGUGUACGGCGGCGACUACACAACACAGGGCUCUUCCGUCGUCCAAAUAUUCAAGCCGGUCAAAAUCGACGAAUAUGCCAUUGCACUUCUAAACCCCUCCGUCAACAAGUACUGCGUUCGAUCAACGGACAACUGCCUAGCUGCCACGAGCGACACCAUCACAUCAGAAGCGAUAAUCUUUGUAGAUGAGCUUGUGACGGAGAGGCAGAUUCUCAACUUGAACUAUGCAUUACGUGACCAGAGGAUAUAUGGGGAGACACCUUUUAUAGCAGGCACCACCACACUCACCAACUCGGCGCCUGUGGACCUAAUCAUGCCUGUGGAGAUCACCUACAUUGAUGAAAAGUCUUAUACUUUUAGCCGCGGGGGUGGUCGAUUGAAUGCCGGGGUGAAACACACCAUCUCUACAACGCCAUGGUUCAUUUCAAUCGGAAAAGUUAUCAUCCCUGGUGCUAUUAUUAUAAACGAGGAGUUUGAGUGGGACAAAGCCGAUACUGCUGCAAAUGAAGUUACGGCUGUGGGCACGGUUUCUGUGCCCAAGAAUAGUACGGUCACAGUUAGUUAUGUUGGGACAAAGGGCAUCUGCAGUAUCCCUUUUACUUACACUAAAGCAGACAAGAGUGCUAUCGAUGGCAAAACUUCAUUUGAAAAUUCUGUCCGAGGUGGUAUGUACGAGGGAGUCAGCUAUUACAACUUCAGAUUUCAAGUCGACAACAACUAACUUUCUUAUCUCAACAUCCAUCCAGCCGAUUGCCUUGUGUUCCGCUUGCAUGCCUUGUAUUCCUAUUCUGAUUGCCUUGUGUUCCGAUUGCCUGCCUUGUAUUCCUAUUCUGAUUGCCUUGUGUUCCGAUUGCCUUGUAUCCAUCUUCACUUUAUUAAUUUUCAAUAAAGAUGCAUGCCUUUGAUUA